AUGGAAGCAAUUGGUUCAAAAUAUUUAAAUAAAAAUAAUAUUUUAACAACACGUUAUUUCAACAACAACACAUUUUAUCUUGAUACAAUUAAAACAACAGAUGGAAUAACAACAAUUAAUGUUAAGAAUAUAACAACAAAUGAAGAAAUAGAUGAAAUGAAAGAGAAAAUGAAAGAAACAAAUACAUAUAUUAAUGAUAUUCGAGAUGAUAAAACAAAAAUUUACUUUAAUUCAAAUAGAAUUGAUGCAGGAAAUUCAUCCACCAUUGAUAAAUUAUCUGAUCGUGAUAAAUAUUAUAGUAAUGGAUAUAUGAUAUUCACUACUAGAGAGUAUGUUAGUACUGUUGGAGUAUAUAUAUUAAAUUAUACUGAUGGAACACUUACAUAUAAAAAUGCAGUAGAUAUAGUUCAAUCAUCACCAAAUCAAAGUUUUAUUUAUUAUAUUGAUUCAAAAACACCAUUUGAUGUUUGGAAUGAUGAAGAAAUAAAGAAAGAAAUGAAUUAA
Messenger RNA from Entamoeba histolytica HM-1:IMSS, 504 nucleotides. RefSeq lists its product as uncharacterized. Lineage: Eukaryota; Evosea; Mastigamoebida; Endamoebidae. The transcript has 2 exons. The record is from RefSeq and is a predicted model, not a curated record. Bases 1 to 504 code for a protein of 167 amino acids.